Molecule: messenger RNA, 1175 nt
Organism: Electrophorus electricus (electric eel)
Lineage: Eukaryota; Metazoa; Chordata; Actinopteri; Gymnotiformes; Gymnotidae
Gene: cdkn1ca
Product: cyclin dependent kinase inhibitor 1Ca
Biological process (GO): negative regulation of mitotic cell cycle; negative regulation of cyclin-dependent protein serine/threonine kinase activity
Cellular component (GO): nucleus
Molecular function (GO): cyclin-dependent protein serine/threonine kinase inhibitor activity
Source: RefSeq, a predicted model, not a curated record
AUAUAAAUGGGCCGCAAAAGUACUUGUACACAAAACGCCGGUUCUGCUUCGACUAAGAUAACAUCCAGCACAAUGGCAAACGUGGAGAUACCUAGCCUUUUGGAACGACACGCAGCGCGGAGAACGUUUCCCCUUCUUGCCCGCACAAAGGUUUGUCGAAACCUCUUUGGACCGGUAGAUCAUGACGAGCUCAACUGUGAAAUGAAGAAACAAUUGCAGGAAAUCUCCGAACGAGACCAGAGUCGCUGGAAUUUUAACUUCGAGAAGAACUUGCCAUUGCCUGGAAGUUACGAAUGGGAAGAGAUAUUAGGGCAGUCCGUGCCAUCCUUUUAUCAGGAUUCGGUGCAUAACGGGAGAGUGCGGACUGUUUCGCUGUUUAACGUAAAGGACGCCGAGUCCACCUCCGAGUGUGAAUAUAAAAAUGCAUCUGCGUUACGUAAGACAGCAGAGGAAGUUCAGUGCUCCGCUGAUGCACCGGACCGUUCCAGUGAUGUGAACCAAGAGAACCAUUCGGAUGCCUUCAACGCUGGACUUCGUCGCUUGUCUAAUGAAUGUCAUAGACGGAAGAGGCCGUCUGUCCCAGAGUCUUUAAGAAUCAACAGCACUCAGAUCACAGAAUUCUUUCCGAAAAGAAAAAAGACCAUUGAUUCUAAGCAAGCAGAAUGCACUCCAAAAACGGGUUCCUCUAUCCCCAUUGAAGUAACUCCGCACAAAAGAAUAAGAUGAUGUUUGCACUCCAUGGAAAAUGCAGUAGUCCUGUGUUUAUCUGCUGAGCGGAUGAAGGACACAAGGAUGAAGCGGCCUGCAUUUUUUUUCUUCUGAUACAUGUAGCAAUAUGGCUCCGCCAAAACGGACUUUGCAGUGUUACAACUUCUCAACGGUGCAAUUUUUUUCCCUGUUUUGUUUUAAUGGUUUUGUAGGAUUCAUCGCUCCGAAUAGAAUAUAGCGAUAGCAGUUUUAUGCUUUUGAAAAAUAUACUAACUUAUGUUUUAUUUAUGAUCCAUGAUAGUCUGUUAUGCUUUAUUUACAGUUAUUGUUUAUUUACUGCAAUAUUUGAUGUUGUGUUUUAUUUAAGUUUUUGGGGACGUCAUGCAAAGAAUGUUUCUGAGCCGUUUUUAAUAUAUAUUCUAGCUUUGUAUUGAAUCAAAAAAAAAAUAAAUUAUAUUUUUGUUUAC